AUGACACCUCUGUUAGUUUAUAGUUCAGAUCAUUUUGUUCUUCAAUUUGCUGCAAUGUUGGUGUCUAAUUUUCUUCAAGAUACUACAUACUUUGUGCCUGCCAUGUACAUUGUAUUAAUUUUUCUAUUUCUUUUUUAUUUUGCUUGUGGCAUAGGGAUAAGGACAACAGCAUAUGAUUUUGGAGAUACAAGGACCCAGUCAAGUGCUGGUGGUCAGCAUGAGCAAACAAUAACUUUCUCAGAUUUCCCUGAUACACCAGAUGAAGAACUUGAACAAGAGAAGCUACUAGGAGAAGGAGAGGAAGAUGAUGAUAAACCAAUAGGCCUAAAAAAAGGCACCGGGUUUUGGACAUUUGAUUUUUACCAACAGUUUUUCGAUGUUGAAAGCAAACAAGUUGGGGAUAGAAUCCUAUGGUCAAUGGUGCCUAAACCUGGUGUUAGCUAUUUACAGUCAUAUAUAAGACCAAAUCCAGAUCUCUAUGGUCCAUUUUGGAUAUGCAUGACCCUUACCUUCACCACUGCUAUCACAGGGAAUCUGGCUAAUUACCUAGGGACUAGACCUGAGGAAUCCUAUGUGUGGAGAUAUGAUUUUCACAAAGUUACGUUAGCUGCAACUGCAAUAUUCUCGUAUGCAUGGUUGGUACCACUUGCCAUGUGGGGAGUUCUGGUGUGGCGAGGGUCUCGAGCAAAAAUAUCUCUUCUGGAACUUCUAUGCAUAUAUGGUUAUUCAUUAGCCAUAUUUGUCCCAGUAUCGAUAUUAUGGAUUGUACCACAGCCAUGGUUUAAAUGGUGUCUUGCUAUUGUUGCACCAGUUCUCAGUGGUAGUGUGCUUGUACGUACUGUUUGGCCAUCCUUAUCACAUGAUGCAAAGCAGGUUGCUAUUGGCAUAGCUGUAUUCAUUUUGGUUCUGCAUGCGACUCUGGCACUAGGUUUCAUGUUGUAUUUCUUUGCUGCACCUGAGAGGGCACAGAGCAAUAUCAUUCCAGCAGAACCUGUGAAAGCAGAUGUUAAAAAUGAGGACUCUCCAUCACCAACAACCAAAAGACACACUGUGGACGAAAAAGUAAAGGAUGAAGAUAGUGCUGUAGUAGCAGCAGCAUUGCAUAAAGACCCAGGUGGAGACAGUAUGGUGGCAACAGAAAAAAAAGCUAUAAAGAACCCAGGUGAAGUAGCUGUUUUACCCCAGCAAAACCCUUUGAAUGGCAGCAUUGCAAAGAAAUCAGUUUCUGAGAAACCAGCAAAAAAGCCUUUGACAUUAGAAAGUACCUCAGCUCCAGCACACAAACAAAGUGAUGUGAAAAUGAAGGGAACACCUGAAGCCAUAAAAAAAGUUGGUGAUGUUAAGGACUUGAAACAAGAAUCAAAAGCUGAUUCAGCAAAGAGUAUCCCCAGUGUUCCUCCAGAAUCGUAACUUUAAAUGUAAUUUGUUUAUGAAAUACUAAGAGGAAUGUCUUGUAGAAAUUAUUUAAAGGUUUUCUAUAUUUAGUUAUGAAGAGUUUCACAUGACAUGCAGUGUGAUUGCUUGAAGUUGCAUGUGUGCAAGGUUGGUGUGGCUGUGAAUGUUUAGGAAAUGCUGUGUUGCACAAUCGAUAAAGUGUGUGCCUUGUGUGUUGAUGCCUAUGGUGAUGUAAAUUACUUUUAUGUAUAAAUUUUGAGCCAUGAUUUAAUUAUUAAUGUCUACAAACAUUUAUUAUACAUAUUUGUUACAAUAUAUUGAAAGUUUAGUGAAAGCAAACUGUAGGAAGUGGUAUGUUUUGGUAAUGAAUUUUCAGUUUUGAGUAGUUUUUGUUUUAAUCUUUCUAGUAAAGAAACAUAACUAAUUUGAUUUAGAAUAUUUUAUUGUUUGAAAGAAUGGAUAGAACUGUAUGCGCACCUAGAUGUUGAAGAAUACAAAUGUAUUGAGGUAAGUAUGUUUCAUAGGGGUCCAUAAAGUAUGUAAUAAGGUUAUCAGACAAGUUCUUUAUUUAUAAUCAAGGAUGUUUUCUUACCUGGAGCCAAAGUGGCUGUGAUUUUCAUUCUCCAGGAAUGCUUUAGAUACUAUGUAGCAUACUUAUGGCAUAGAACAGUAGGUCUUUGAUAAUGAUAACUUUUGAAUGCAGUAUUUCAAGGUGCUUUUGCUUGACAUGGAUAAAACAAUAAAGCAGUUGUUAAAGUAGUAAUCUGAAAAAAUUACGAAUGUUGAUUUAGUUUAUAUUCCUUUGUUGAUAUUUUGUCUUGGUUUUAAAUUCAACGUAAUUGCAAGGAAUUAGAGGGUUCAAGUAGUGCAAUUCAGUGAAUGUGGUUCCUGUCUCCAUCAGCUCAUUUAUGUGUAUUGUUGCUGGUAUAUUUUUGUGUGGUUUGUGAUGAGAUUCAGCCAAACUAUACAACAGAAUAGUCAUUCCUGGUUUUGUACAGUGUCUCUACAUUAUUUACUAUGAUAAGUGAGUGUGAUGAAAUGCAUUCCCAGAUAGUUGUAUGUAAUAUAGAUAAUUUUUGCAAUACAAAAUAAUCCCACUAGAUCAACCCAAUUACUCACUCCAUGGUGGCAUAAUGAAUGCUAGUAUUGCUUAGACUAAUUUCACCCAAAAUAGACCUGGAUAUUGUUUAGAUUAUAAUUGUACUUAUAAUAGAACUGGAUAUGGUCAUUCAUCAUCACUAUUCAUGAUUAUAAACCUUCGUAUUGUCAUAGAUCUUUGGUUGCGCAAAGCAAUGAAAUUUCAGUAAAAUACGGAUAAUUUUUGUAACCAACCACAACAAAAUGUUUGGUAAUUCUUUUGUCCAGCUAAAUAAAGCUUAAUAGAGUGUUGUAAUUAUUUCUGAGUAGCAUUACCGCAGCUUAUUACAACAGAAAGUCUGUUCUAGGUUGUGUUUUCAUGAACUUUCAGCAAAUACUUGUGGAUUUUAUAGUUUUUAUAGGGAGGUUCUCCUGGAUCAAUUUAUAUCUGAAGAAAAUUUACUUAUAAUAAACUAUUGUGUAACCAAUCUGGAAGUUAAACUAGAGGUUCAAGAACAAUAUCCUAUCACCAUGAAUAUCAACCAAGGAUGUUGACCAAAAACAUUUUGGUAGUAAAUGACAGAACUUGAAAGAAGGUAUGGUUUCAAUUACAUAAUCAAAUCACAUUUAACCCAACUGAACAAGUAAGAAAAAAAAAACUCUGAUUAUUGGUUCUUGCUAAUAGGACACCUCUAUAUUUGUAUAUAUAUACCUAUAACCAGCAACUAUUUUUUCUAUAAUUGUUGCACCCACCAGUAGUAGAUGAGUAAUUGGGAUCGCAGUACAUACAUAGUCAUUUUUGGUGAAAUUGGAUGUUUUCACUCCUUUCAAGUGACAUCAUGUUUAUAGGAUGUAAUUCCUGUUUUACGUGGGGAAAGGUAUCUUUGACAUUUGAAGAAGUCUUUCAUUUGGAAAGAGUCAUCUUAGACAAUGUGCUCAUCUUUUGGUUUUGUGUGUUUUCCAUUUUGUAUAUAUAUUAUAUAUAUGGGUAAUUAAAACCAAUUUGGAAACUGUAAGACUUGUGAAGGGAAGAACUUGAACCAGUGAAAAUAUUUAACUUUAAUUAUGUGUAAUGGCCUAUAUAAAAUCAGUUUUUCCUUUUGUAGUAAAAAAAAGCAAUAGUAACCUAUUUAUGGCAUCACAUUGUAAUGUUAUUACUUUGAAACUCAGUUGUAUCAACAAAAAUGGGAGUUGGAGAUGCUGCCCAUUUGCGUAAUAGUGUGAAGACUAGUUUAUAAUUUUAUGAUAAAUAUCCUAAUAUAAAUUGUGAUGGGAAUUGAUUUAAUUCAACUUGGAAGGAAGUUUUUCUCUAUUAAACUUUUGCAUAAUUUCAUUACUGUGAACAACUGGUAGUCAAUGGGAGUAUUUGAAAGAUGUUCAUGUUCCGGUAUGAAGCUUUUCAUGAGGUUUCACAUAAUUUUCAAUAUUAUUCAUUGUAGAAGAUAUUGCUAAACUGUUCUGUAUGAUAUAUACUUUUGUGUAUAAAGUUAAAAAACUUAAA
This is a messenger RNA of Macrobrachium nipponense, 3973 nucleotides long. Its product is annotated as protein YIPF1-like. The coding region runs from base 1 to 1410 and encodes 469 amino acids. The transcript has 9 exons. The record is from RefSeq and is a predicted model, not a curated record. Gene Ontology annotation, molecular function: small GTPase binding. Gene Ontology annotation, cellular component: Golgi apparatus; membrane. Gene Ontology annotation, biological process: vesicle-mediated transport. Lineage: Eukaryota; Metazoa; Arthropoda; Malacostraca; Decapoda; Palaemonidae.